Molecule: messenger RNA, 1203 nt
Organism: Pieris macdunnoughi
Lineage: Eukaryota; Metazoa; Arthropoda; Insecta; Lepidoptera; Pieridae
Source: the annotation of a GenBank genome assembly
AUGGCUGAUGAUGAACAAGAUCCCAAAGAAUAUAGAUGGGAAACAGGUUAUGAAAAAACUUGGGAAGCGAUAAAAGAAGAUGAAGACGGAUUGGUGGAGGGGCUUGUGGCUGAAUAUGCUCAAAAAGCAGCGAGAAAAGCUGUUGCUCAACGCCGAGGACCAGUUCGGCUGGGUAUGAUGAGGCAUCUACUUGUUGCCAUUGACUGUUCUGAAGCUAUGAGCUCACAGGACUUGAAACCGACUAGAUUUCUUUGCACAUUGAAGUUGUUGGAAAAAUUCAUAGAAGAAUUCUUUGACCAGAAUCCUUUGAGCCAACUAGGCUUGGUUACUAUGAAAAAUAAAAGGGCAGAAAAAAUCAGUGAGCUAUCAGGGAAUGUGAGGAAACAUAUUAAGGCGGUACAAGGAUUGUCCAACAUGUCAUUAACCGGGGAGCCAUCACUACAGAAUACUUUGGAACUUGCUGGCCGGGUCCUUAAACCACUGCCUGCGCAUGCUUCACGGGAAUUAUUAGUUUUAUUUGCAUCACUUACAACAUGUGAUCCUGGUGAUAUAAGUGUUACUGUACAGAACCUGAAGAAUGAAGGAAUAAGAUGCUCUGUAAUAGGAUUGGCUGCUGAAGUUAGAAUAUGCAAGAAAUUGUGCCAGGACACUGGUGGAGAAUACGGUGUGGUAUUAGAUGACGUCCAUUACCGUUCUCUUCUACUAGAACAAACAUCACCGCCACCGCGCGCCCGGGCGCUGGACGCCGGCUUGGUCAAAAUGGGCUUCCCACACUCUGCUCCACCCUCCACUCAGUCUGAUACAGAGCCACCAAUCACUGUCUGCAUGUGCCACAUUGAAGAAGGUGAAGGUGUAGGAGGUGAAGGCCAUCUAUGUCCACAGUGUCGUAGCAAAUACUGUUCACUACCUGCACAGUGUCGGACCUGUGGACUGACACUAGCAUCAGCACCACAUCUUGCAAGAUCAUAUCAUCAUCUGUUUCCUGUUGAUCCAUUUGAGGAAUUAAAAAAUGAAGGACAAAGUCAAUUCUGUUUUGCAUGUGUAAGAUCUUUCAUGGAUACUGAUAAGCAGAUAUAUCGGUGUAACCGUUGUUUGGAGCAUUAUUGUUGGGAAUGUGAGAGCAUGAUAUCGACUACACUACAUGUCUGCCCCGGAUGUGCUUCUCGCCCUCACCUCUAUCAACGAUUACCAGAUACAGCUUGA